Molecule: messenger RNA, 783 nt
Organism: Nelumbo nucifera (sacred lotus)
Lineage: Eukaryota; Viridiplantae; Streptophyta; Magnoliopsida; Proteales; Nelumbonaceae
Source: RefSeq, a predicted model, not a curated record
AUGCUAGAAUCCAAGGGAGUAUCUACAUCCCUGUCUCUAUCAACUACGUUCUCUGCUACAUCUGGUUCUGCUCUUUCAGAUCCAUCUACCUUCAGGAGCAUUGUUGGUAUGUUGCAAUACUUAAUGAUUACCCAUCCCGAUAUUGCCUUUGUGGUUAAUUGGGUCUCACAAUUCAUGCACAAACCCACUACAGAACAUUGGACUGCUGUAAAAAGGUUGCUUCGCUAUCUUAACUCCACCUCGACAUUUGGGCUCCGGUUUCAACCUUCCUCUACUCUCCAACUCUUUGUUUAUUCGGAUGCGGAUUGGGCUUGCAACCCUGAUUACUGCAAAUCCUCUAGUGGUUAUGCUAUUUUUCUCGGGACCAAUCUUAUUUCUUGGGCUUCUCAUAAGCAACACACCAUUGCCAAAUCUUCUAUUGAAGCGGAAUAUUGCUCUUUUGCCACCGCAACUACUGAAUUAACAUGGAUUCAAUCUUUGCUUGGUGAAUUGGGUAUAUUUCUCCCUGUGCCUCUCAUUUUGUGGUGUCAUAAUGCAGGGGCAACCUACCUGACUGCUAAUCCUAUCUUCUUUCACUCCAGAACCAAACAUUUAGAAGUGGAUUUUCAUUUUGUUCGUGACAAGGUGGCCAGUCAUAAUUUGGAGAGUUCGCGUUCUGUGCCCCCAUGGGUGCACUGGACGAGUGAACCUGUGAAUCAGAGUCCUCCAUGUCAACCAGGAGAAGGAAUGCAUACCGUUAAUGUUCUAAGUGCCGUUAGUCGGGUUUGGCAAUUCAACCAAUGA